Messenger RNA from Malaya genurostris, 930 nucleotides. RefSeq lists its product as uncharacterized. The record is from RefSeq and is a predicted model, not a curated record. The transcript has 3 exons. Lineage: Eukaryota; Metazoa; Arthropoda; Insecta; Diptera; Culicidae. Bases 112 to 930 code for a protein of 272 amino acids.
GGUAUAAAAAUGUUUACAAAUAUAUUGCAUCUAUGAGGAAAUGUUUCGGUGACAUCUGAAGUAAAAAAAGUAUUUAUUCUAGUAGGUUGAUCGGUACAAAUUCAAAUUUAAAUGAGCGGCAAGGCAAAAUUUGUGCAGAGUGUUAAACCAGUGAAAACAACCCGUAACGUUUUGGUGCAACCAUUCAAAACCAAAUGGCCACUGGUCCCAGCAAAUGAUGCUGAAGUCUUCAACACAAUAUUUACAAAAGUACCGAAUAAUCUAAUGAUACAUGGCCUGAAAGAUGCUAUGCCACUGCUAAGCCAAGGAAAGGCUUGUGCAGUAUUUCUUAGCUCUGAUUUCCAUCCGCAAAUUUUAGGGAAACAAAUCAUUCGCAUGGCCCGACGUAACUCAUCACACAUUCUAAUUCUAGCAGUUGAAAAACUCCGAUGCAAUGGUUCAUGGGAAAGACUGGUUGCCAUACCUAACAGCGCAAGUUGUGAGCAACAAGUAUCCAAUUUGUUGGAGUUGAUGACACAAAUUACCAAGGCGAACGGUUAUGAAGAUGAUUUAUACCAUAUUUCCUCCGAAAACAGUAAAUCGAACUCUAAACAACAAAAAAUUAUAGAAGAGUUGAAUCCCGAAACUGUUACACGUUUACACCUCACAAGAGACGAUUUAACGAAGCGUGCAUUCGUCCCAGAAGUAUCAAUAUUCGCUCCCAAAAAAUCUUCAGUGACCGAAGAAUGCACUGACUACAUUUCGUUUAAAAGAAAUAGUCCGGUAGAAAUGGAAGUUGAAUCCGAUAUGAGAUCAACAACAACGUCGUACUCUAGAAAAAAACACGGUCCUGGUAAACUAACAAAAGAUAGUACGGUUUACGUUCCUCUAACUGUUAACCGUAUUCAGGGAAAUCUCAACCGAAAGAAACGAAAAUUACAAACGAAAUAA